AUGCGAACGACGAUAUCUUAUCUUAUACAAUAUAACAUUAAUAAUAUUACUGGACUCGACGGCGCACCAUACGCAGUGGGGACACAACAGAGUGCAGGUACUUUUAGCGUAGCUAAUGAAAUAAAAACACAAAUUGAAGAAUAUAAACCAAUGAUACGUUUAUUGGAAGAUAUACUAACUCAAGGGAUGAAGCGAAGGCAUUGGGAUAUAUUUUAUGAAAAAACUGGAAUAAAAAUUAUAUUAUCAACAAAGCUGAAUUUUAAAAAAUGUUUGGUAUUGGGUGUUCCAAACUAUAUAGAGGAGAUAAAAGAAAUAUCAGACAAUGCUUCAAAAGAAUAUACAAUUGAAAUAGCUUUGAAUAAAAUGAUGGACGAAUGGAAUGGUGUAAAGUUACAAUUGUUGCCUUAUAAUGAUAAAGACAUGUAUAUCUCAACAAUAUCAGAUAGAGAAUUACAAAUGCUCGAUGAUCAUAUUUUGAUAACUCAACAGCUAUCAUUAUGCUCGUUUAAAGGAGUAUUUGAAGAACCAUUAACUCAAUGGGAACAUGAUUUAAAACUUUCAAAAGAUGUUAUUAAAGAAUGGAGUGAAUUUCAAAAGUAUAAUACUUGA
Messenger RNA from Macrosiphum euphorbiae (potato aphid), 609 nucleotides. The record is from the annotation of a GenBank genome assembly. Lineage: Eukaryota; Metazoa; Arthropoda; Insecta; Hemiptera; Aphididae.